Vicia villosa (hairy vetch) is the source of this 2277-nucleotide messenger RNA. RefSeq names its product putative pentatricopeptide repeat-containing protein At1g02420. The transcript has a single exon. The coding region runs from base 112 to 1608 and encodes 498 amino acids. NCBI's taxonomy places the organism in Eukaryota, Viridiplantae, Streptophyta, Magnoliopsida, Fabales, Fabaceae. The record is from RefSeq and is a predicted model, not a curated record. Gene Ontology annotation, molecular function: protein binding.
ACAUAAGGAGAAAAGAAAACACCUUCAUCGAUCCAAAUCAGCUGCUAAUUGAUUUUACAUCUUCCUCAACUCACCACUCUCACACUAACCAAACAUCCUCAAAAUUUUCAAAUGUUCCUAAGGCAUUUCAAAUCCGAAUCCCCAUUCACCUCCAUUCUCCCUCCAAAUGCCACCCUCCGCCGCCUCUCCACCUUCACUCCAAACGACGACGUACACAAAGUCUACACCCUCCUCACAACCACCUCUUCCCCGGAAGACCUCAAACAAUCCCUAAAAUCCACCGGAAUCUUCCUCUCAAACGAACUAAUCGACCAAGUCCUCAAAAGAGUUCGCUUUGGCCACGCAAACCCCUCACAAACCCUCGAGUUUUUCAGUUACACCGGAAGAAGAAAAGGGUUUUACCACACCGCUUUUUCCUUCGACACCAUGCUCUAUAUCCUCGGUAGAAGCCGCAUGUUUGAUAACGUUUGGGAUGUUCUAAUCGAAGCGAAACGAAAGGAUCAAACUGUUAUAACCCCUCGAACUGUUAUGAUUGUGUUGGGUAGAAUCGCCAAAGUUUGUUCCGUUAGACAAACUGUUGAGUCGUUUAGAAAGUUCAAGAAGAUUGUACCGGAUUAUGAUACUAGUUGUUUUAAUGCAUUGUUGAGAACACUGUGUCAAGAGAAAAGUAUGACCGAUGCUAGAAAUGUUUAUCAUAGUUUGAAGCAUAGUUUUCGCCCGAAUUUGCAGACUUUUAAUAUUCUGCUUUCUGGAUGGAAGACUUCUGAAGAUGCUGAGUUGUUUCUGAAUGAGAUGAAGGAAAUGGGGGUUACGCCGGAUGUUGUUACGUAUAAUAGUUUGGUGGAUGUUUAUUGCAAAGGGAGGGAAAUUGAGAAGGCGUAUAAGGUGCUCGAUGAAAUGCGUGAACGGGAUUUGUCGCCGGAUGUGUUUACUUAUACUAGUAUUAUUGGUGGGUUAGGGUUGAUUGGUCAGCCGGAUAAAGGUAGGGAUGUUUUGAAGGAGAUGAAGGAGUAUGGUGUUUACCCUGAUGUUCCGGCUUAUAAUGCUGCUAUUAGGAACUUUUGCAUUGCAAAGAGGCUUGGUAAUGCGUAUGAUUUGGUGGAUGAGAUGACGAGCAAAGGUUUGAGUCCUAAUGCGACUACUUAUAAUUUGUUCUUCCGGGUUUUUUACUGGUCGUUUGAUUUAGAGAGUUCGUGGAACUUGUACAAGAGGAUGAUGGUUGAAGGAUGUUAUCCGAAUACGCAGUCUUGUAUGUUUUUGAUAAGGUUGUUUAAGAGACAUGAAAAGGUGGAGAUGGCGUUGGAGCUAUGGGGUGACAUGGUGGAGAAGGGUUUUGGGUCAUGUACGUUGGUUUCUGAUGUGCUGUUUGACAUGCUUUGUGAUAUGGGGAAGUUGUUGGAAGCAGAGAAAUGUUUCUUGGAAAUGAUUGAGAAAGGGCAGAAGCCAAGCAAUGUUUCGUUUAAAAGAAUCAAGGUUCUUAUGGAGUUAGCGAACAGACAUGAGGCUAUUCAAAACUUGACGCAGAAAAUGGGGGUGUUUGGGCGAUCGACACAAGUUCGCGAAAGAUUUAUGACACCAGUAGCGGAAAUGAGGGGAUUGGACAUCUAACCGAAUAUCUUAAAUGAGCUAAACCAUAUCAGCCUAAUAGAUUGAAUCUCCGAUAGAGGAGACGAGUGUCAAAGGGAAGAGUGAGGAGAGACACAAGAAAUAGGCUCAUCGAAAUAAUACAGUAUUUGGUUUUGUACUCUAGUUGUCAUACAUUUUACACAAUAGAACUGAAUUCUGGAAACUCAUGCUCUAAUUUAUGACAUUUUGAUAGUCAUGCCUUGAAGAUCAAGAAAAUAAAGAGAUGUUUCUACUUCAUUUCUGAUAUUUUCUGGCAUUGUUUUUUCCUUUCAAAUUGUUUCAGAAGGUCUUUAAACAUUGUAUGAGCUGCUCUAUCAUGCUUUUGACAACACGUUGAACCAAGUCGACUGAUAUAAUAAAAGCAAAUUUCUCUUUUGAAGACUCAGUUAUCCUUUCUUGGGGAACAAUAUAUGUAAAGAAUGUUGCUAUGGUCAUACAACCUGCAAAUUUUCAGUGACUUGUAGUUGUAUUAUCAUCUAAAUUUUCGCAGCCUUGUGAGUUGCAUGAAGUUGAAGGAUAAUUAAGAAAUAGAAUUGUAUAGCUUAGUAGUUAAUUUUAAGUAUUUGAACUUUAAUAUGUGAUUAUCAUUUGUAAAAAAGUGUAGAAAUUGUCAAUAGGGGAAGACUAUUAAUUUUUUAGGGUUUACCAUUA